CGAACCAAUCGGGAGCCGGAAUCCUGCAGGCCGCUGAAGCCGAACGGUAACGUCAGGGGCUGGGCACACAGGUGGACCGGGAAGGCGGUGCUUGGACAGCAGGGAGGCGGGACUGAAAGUUCCUCAACCCGGAGAGGGGAAGAAGCAGGAGGUCUCAGCAUGAAGCAGAAACGCUGGUGUGGGAUGACCGCCAAAACGGGCACCGUGUUAUCAGGGGUCUUUACCAUCAUAGCCACAUACAUGUACCUCAUCUUUGAACACAAGCACAUGAGGAGCAGCGACUGCACUGAGAUUAACCUAAGUGCCAAGAGUGUGAAUAUCCUGAUAAGUCAGUUCAUCGCGUGUUGGAGUUGGAACAUUGUCCUUUUCCUGUCUUGCAUCACCUUCAUCAUCAGCUGCUUGCUCCUAUACUCAGUAUAUGCCCAGAAGCACAGGGGCUUAGUGCUCUAUUUAAUCUGGAUCUUUUUCUAUGAAGCCAUAAACAUUGUAGUACAAAUCCUCACCAACAAUAACACCAACAUUGGAGAAGUCAAAGUCAUGCGCUGGUUUGGUUUAGUGUCCCGUAUAUCCCUGCAUUGUUUCUGGAUGUUCUUUGUCAUGACUUAUGCCCAGAUAAUCUACAAAAGUAAAAGCCAGGGCAAUAUCAUUUCCUACAACAUACGUACGUCUAUGGGCAACAGAGAUUUUCCACGGCGGAAAUCAAAGAUAAUCAGCCUUUCCCGCCACUAUAAUGAAUAAUGUUGGCCCUUCUCUCUCCUUAAAGUCAGGUCUCCUAGAUUCUCAUGGUAGUUCUAUUUCCAUCUCUUCACUCUCGCUGGUCUGUUCAGCAACUAGAGACCCUACUGCCACCCUUUCCAGGGAAUGUGAAGAGAAAUGUGAUUAGGGUCACAACUGGAACAUCCUGCUCAUUGAGGAUGUUUAGUUGAAGUUCAUUGUUAUUUACAAAGCACUCCUUGAGUUGCUCCUUUUUCUAGUCAGUACCACCUUAUCAGACAAAAUAAAGAAGGCCAGGGAAUGAAAUGAAGCUGAACUGCAGUCUAGCAAUUCAUUCAUCUUGGUAUGUCAUUAUUCACCUUCAACCCACAGCUCUCUAAUUUAACCCUGAGACAGGCAAAUCUGUAUUUAUUUCUCAGAUCGUUUAAGCACAAAGGGUGCUGUUGGUGCCUUGGAGUGGUUUAGUGCUAUGGUUUUUCUCCCUAUGUCCUCUAUGCUAUAUUCCAUAUAAGUAAAAGAAUAAAAAUAGAGCCCUGACUGGAGUGGCUCAGUGGAUUGAG
Phyllostomus discolor (pale spear-nosed bat) is the source of this 1274-nucleotide messenger RNA. RefSeq names its product transmembrane protein 217-like. NCBI's taxonomy places the organism in Eukaryota, Metazoa, Chordata, Mammalia, Chiroptera, Phyllostomidae. The record is from RefSeq and is a predicted model, not a curated record. The transcript is spliced from 2 exons. Bases 160 to 738 code for a protein of 192 amino acids.